UCUGUACAAAUUGCUUCUUCUCUUUCCUUUUCAAAGAUAAAAUGGCAGCAAAUGAUGUGCCUUGUUGUGAGACUAUGUUCUGGGUGUAUCUAGUAAUAUGUGUUGCUCUUGUAUGUUUUGCUGGCCUUAUGUCAGGCCUUACUCUGGGACUAAUGUCUCUCAGCCUGGUUGAUCUUGAGGUCCUCACUAAGGCUGGUCAGCCUCAGGACCAGAAAAAUGCAGAGAAAAUUCUACCAUUAGUUAAGAAUCAGCAUUUGCUCCUAUGCACGCUCCUUAUUGGCAAUUCCCUGGCAAUGGAGGCCCUUCCUAUCUUCCUAGAUGCACUUCUCCCAGCAUGGGCUUCUAUACUAAUAUCAGUAACGCUAAUACUCACAUUUGGUGAGAUUAUUCCCCAGGCUGUGUGUUCCCGGUAUGGGCUGAGUGUUGGAGCAAAACUUUCCCCUCUAGUUCGUCUCAUUGUUAUAGUCCUCUUCCCCCUAUCUUAUCCAAUUAGUAAGCUGCUGGAUUUCCUGCUGGGGAAAAGGCAUUCUGCACUUCUUCGGCGAGCAGAGCUUAAGACACUGGUAGAUCUGCAUGGAAAUGAGGCAGGAAAAGGUGGAGAGUUAACACAUCAUGAGACAACAAUUAUAACUGGAGCUUUGGACAUGACACAAAAAACUGCUAUAGAUGCCAUGACUCCCAUAUCUAAAGUUUUCUCCCUUGAUAUAAAUGCCAAACUUGAUGAGUAUGCCCUUAACCCUGCGUUGAAUCCCUCCAAUAUUCACUUCUUAGUAACUUAUUUCUAUGUUUUCAGGGUGAAAAACCUGAUCAAAAGCCGGCCAGAGGAUGAUACCCCCAUUAGAAAUCUUACUAUCAGGAAUAUCCCCAAGGUCCAUGAUCGUUUACCUCUGUAUGAUAUUUUGAAUCAAUUUCAAAAGGGUCACAGCCACAUGGCUGUUGUUGUCAAGUAUAAGGAUGAUUUAAAAGAGACCACAGAUGGUACUGCAGAAACAAAAAUCAAUAUCAUGGAGACGAAAGGAAAUGAGCAAGUGUAUGUUCAAAGUCCAACUUUAAAGAUGGUGUUGGGCAAUAAUAUAAAUUCGCGAGUAAAGAAGCGGGAACAUCUAGCCAGAAAUAAUUCACAUGAAGGUUCAGGGUCCUUGGCGGCUUCAAGUGAAGAGGUUCUUGGUAUCAUAACACUAGAGGAUAUCAUGGAGGAACUGCUACAGGAGGAAAUAUUGGAUGAGACCGAUGAAUAUGUAGAUGUUCACAACAAAAUUACAAUCAAUAUGAAACAACUUUCAAUUAGAUCACCAUCAAGAUCUCCUGCAGCGGCUGCUCAUUUCCUGCAGAGAUCAAGUCCCAGGGGAUCCCCACUCUCUUCAGAUCAUGAAAGUCCACUUUCUUCAAGGGGCUUUACUCCUGUGCUGCAUUCCCCAAUUUCACCAUACGCUCAGUCCCCAUUAAUCAGGCCAACUCUGUCUGCUUCUCCUAGUAAAACCAUGCUGAUUUCUCCUCCUGGAUUUCCUGGGGUUGUCCACGGCUCUCCCUCCCAACAUCAGGUUUCCAGAAAAUCAUAUGAGAAGCUGAGGCAGAAGCAUGGUUCUUAGAUCUUCCAGUGCUGGAUGAUAAGUCUUUGAAAGUAAAAGCACUUAAAUUUA
Molecule: messenger RNA, 1640 nt
Organism: Rubroshorea leprosula
Lineage: Eukaryota; Viridiplantae; Streptophyta; Magnoliopsida; Malvales; Dipterocarpaceae
Source: the annotation of a GenBank genome assembly